Messenger RNA from Sardina pilchardus (European sardine), 1441 nucleotides. RefSeq lists its product as uncharacterized. The record is from RefSeq and is a predicted model, not a curated record. NCBI's taxonomy places the organism in Eukaryota, Metazoa, Chordata, Actinopteri, Clupeiformes, Clupeidae. The transcript is spliced from 5 exons. Bases 611 to 1099 code for a protein of 162 amino acids.
AGCCACGCUCCCUUUGUGUUGUGCUUUUGUGUUCUUAUCUGCGGAGAUAGCGGCUGAUAAGCUCUGCUGUGGCGCGGGGGAAUAACUGCUGAUGCUGGUGGAACGCUGGGCCGUGGGGAGCCGCUGUGCAAAUAGCGAGGAGCAGCGCUCCAGUCAUGUGGCCAAGACUGGACUCCGCCGACUGAUAAGAUUUAUACGCCAUUAAUAUCAGAGAAGCCUCGAUAGUGAUGACAGAGAAUUGAGUUGAUAUCCCAGCAAGGACACGGCUGGUCAUGUAUUAACACCUUCACUUCCCGUUUCAGAGUGUCCUGUCUCACGCAGCAAGAGAGCGCAGCACAGUGUGUGUGUGUGUGUGUGUGUGUGGAGAGGUGCUGUGGCAUGUGCAAUGCUGUUAUGUGCAAUGGAAUGUUGCAGCAAGUUAUGUAGAGGUUCUCAUUCGCAAAUGUAACGACAGCUAAAGCUCAAAUAGCUGAUUCAAGUAGCCUAAGGUUUGUUCUAUUAAACAUAGGCCUAUACGAGAAUCUUUUUGAUUUUGCUUGCGACCGUAGACUGUGACAUCUCCAAACAUUUUCUAUCUGGAGUGCAUUCAUAGACGGCCUACAGAAUUGCAAUGGGGUCAACAACAUCAACCACAACCACAACUAAAGCCCCGACUACAACGGCUACAACAACCACCACUCAGGCAGCAGCUACGACAACUACUGCCAUCGCUAUUCAGACUACCACCACCACCUCUUACCAUCCCCACGGACUGUCGUUGGAGUAUCAGCUCGUCAUCGCUUUUUCCUGUGUUACCCUUCUACUCAUCCUGGCUCUGUCUUCAGCAGCCAUUUACAUCUUCUGCUGGAGAAAACUACCAAUAUCCGUGGUGACGGCCUGGCUGACAGGAAGCGGAAAAGCAGAAGCGAGUGAUGUCACUGAGACGCCGGAAACCAUAAAUCAACGCACCUAUGAAAACGUUGGAACGCUUGCCAAACAGGAUGUGGAACCAGACGUCUUGUACAGUGAAGUUUCCAGCAUUAAGAGUCGACACAGUGUGGUGGUGGUGCUACCAGACACUGCAACUGAAUAUGCAACAGUGAAGACAUCAUCUAUAUAAACUCAGACCCUCGUGCAGCUUCAGACCUAUAGGAGAAGAGGUCUCUUGCCAGUUUGAAUGAUGAGCACGUCAGGAUCAACAAUCCUACGUAAAUACUGUGAACAAAUGUUGUGUGUGCAUGCACUGCGGGGGUCUCGAGUGUGGGCCUAGCGUGGGCCAAGCCUGGAGUGGGUCGCCGUGUUAUUGCCUCCAAGCUCAAGUAAGACCUGUUGCUGGUAUGACUCAAUCCAGGGUGGCUGUGAGUGGGGCUAACGUCACUAGCACAACUGAUGGGUUUAGUCGUUGGAAUUACGAUCUUUCACAAUGUUGUAAUUCACUAGUUACGAAAUAAACUUCAAAUGC